AUGCUGGGUGCCACGCUGCGGCUGCUGCUGCUCCUGCUUCCAGGGACCCCCGCCUCGCCGGGCAGGCCCCCCGCCCUUCCGGCCCCCGGCCCCUGGCUGCGGCGCCCCCUCUUCAGCCUGGAGCUGUCCGACUCGGAGGGCGUCUUCCCGCGCCGGGCGGGGCCGCUGGAGAUCCCCGCAGACAGCCGCGUCUUCGUGCAGGCCGCCCUGGCCCGGCCCUCCCAGCGCUGGGCCCUGGCUCUGCACGGCUGCUCCGUCACCCCGUCUUCGCGCCCGGCCGCGGGGCCCGCCCUGACCCUCCUCCGGGGGGGCUGCCCGACCGAUGCGUCCGUCGCCUGGGCGCCGCCCCCGCCCCCGCUCCCCGGAGUCCCUCGGCCCGCGCGCUUCAGCUUCCGCCUGCGCCCGGUCUUCAACGCCUCGGUCCAGUUCCUGCACUGUCAGCUCAGCCGCUGCCGCCGCCUCCAGGCAGCCCGCAGGGACUCGCCGCCGCCCGGUCCGCCGCCAUCGCCGUGUCUGCCCCCGGAUGAGGGGUGCACCGGCGUCGGCGGCGGCGGGGAGACCCUGGGAGCCGACAGCCCCCACCUGCACACGCUGACGCAGCCCAUCGUGGUCACCGUGCCGCGCCCGCCCCCCCGACCCCCCAAAGGCGUCCUCGGAAGAGCCCCGCAGCCCGAGACCCCCGCUCCGGCCCCCGCAGCCCUGGAGGCCGCGCCGGUCGUGGCGCUGGUGCUGGGCGCCUUCGUGCUGGGCGCCGCGCUAGCCGCCGGGCUCGGCCUGGUCUGCGCGCACUCGGGGCCCGCACCGCCCCGGCCAGCGCCCCCCAGAGCCUCGCCCAAUGGCCCCCCGCCCCGCCAGCCCCAGUGAAGCAGGAAUGGCGGUGAGCCCCCAAAAGGAGAGAAGUGUGGCUGUGCACCUGGAACUCCAGCAUCCCUGGCCGUCGGACCCAGAGCCCAAGGCAUCACUUGUCUGUCCUCCCUCCCUCCCUCUCUCCGGUCUUCCAUGCAAUGCACCCCGAGUUCCGA
Messenger RNA from Erinaceus europaeus (western European hedgehog), 1022 nucleotides. It is a transcript of the gene TGFBR3L, whose product is annotated as transforming growth factor beta receptor 3 like. The record is from RefSeq and is a predicted model, not a curated record. Bases 1 to 864 code for a protein of 287 amino acids. Lineage: Eukaryota; Metazoa; Chordata; Mammalia; Eulipotyphla; Erinaceidae. The transcript is spliced from 7 exons.